UCACUUCCGGUGUUGUGCGCCGUAUUGACGACUGUCAAACCCCAGACUUCCUCGGACUUGGUAGUAUGGUUUGAUUCAUCCCUCCGGUGAGCAGGCUGUUGUCUACAUGAGGAGCGGGCUGUAGGAGCUCAGCAGCCGGACAGGAGGGAUCAUGGUUGGGCUGCUGAUGGUGUUUCUCGGGGGGGUUCUGGAGGUCUGCGUCGGAGUCUCGGCGAACAGAGGAGGGUAUCCCUCUUUUACGGACGAAAUCCCUUUCAAAAUCACCUGGCCGGGCGCUGAAUUCACGCUGCCCGCUACAGGGGGCCUGUACAGGGAAGACGACUUCGUCAUCAUGACAACAACCGAGAAGGAGAAGUAUAAAUGUCUCCUGCCCUCCUUGACAUCUGGAGAUGAGGAUGACGAUAAGGAGUACACUGGGCUCAGUCCGGGGGAACUGCUGGAGCCGCUCUUCAAACGAAGCAGCUGCUCCUACAGAAUUGAGUCAUACUGGACGUAUGAAGUAUGCCAUGGAAAGCAUAUACGACAGUACCACGAAGAGAAGGAGACGGGCCAGAAAAUCAGUGUCCAAGAAUACUUCCUGGGGAAUAGGGCACAGAAGAGAGAGUCAACCGAGACGGGCGAGUUAACUUGCGACUAUAAAGUUGAAGAGGCAGAACGUGUCAAAUCAGCAGCUGAAAUGGAAGUGACCUCUAAGAACAUAGAAGGUCAGCUGACUCCCUUCUUCUCGCUGGAGAUGGGAAACGGGACCCCCUGUGUGCUGAAACAGGACGAGGCUCGCUCAACGUCUGUGCUGUACGUCUGCCAUCCGGAGGCCAAGCAUGAGAUCUUGUCCAUCGCUGAGGUCACCACCUGUGAAUAUGAGGUGGUGGUGUUGACACCGCUGCUUUGCGCGCACCCAAAAUACAGGUUCAAGUCCUCCGCGGUGAACGCCAUCUUCUGCCAGGCUCUGGCAGGCUCCCCUUUGCGGCCUCGGUGGCUCACCCAGCUGGACCAGGAGCAAGAGGAGCAGCUGAAACCGCCUUUCAGCACCACCACCGGGGCCAGAGAGGAGCGGACGUCACCGGUGAGAGAGGAGGCCUUCACCUCCACUCACAAACCCAUGACGGUAGCAGGGCAGUCUCAGGUCACUGUCGGCAGCACGCACAUCUCUCGUUUGACGGAUGAUCAGCUGAUCAAGGAAUUCCUGAGUGGCUCCUACUGUCUGCAUGGGGGCGUAGGGUGGUGGAAAUAUGAAUUCUGUUACGGCAAGCAUGUCCAUCAGUACCAUGAGGAUAAGGCCCAGGGAAAGAACACCGUGGUGGUCGGGAACUGGGACGCCAUGGAGCACAGCGACUGGGCCAAGAACAACGUCGCCCGAUCCUACCAGCUCAAAGACGAUGGGGUGCAGAAAGUCAAGUUGGUUUCCCACUUUUAUGGCCAUGGGGACGCGUGUGAUCUGACAGGGAAGCCCAGACAGGUCAUUGUCAAGCUCAAAUGUAAGGAGUCCGAGUCUCCCCACGCUGUCACGGUCUAUAUGCUGGAGCCUCAGACGUGUCAGUACAUCCUGGGGGUUGAGUCCCCGCUCAUAUGCCGGAUUCUUGACACUGCUGAUGAAUAUGGACUUCUGUCAAUCUCCAGCUAAAUUAGCAAAGAUCAGAUGACGGCAACGGGACACGAAGGACAGAGAGAUGCACAUGGAGAGAGAGAGAGGACAUUUAUCAUAAAGGUGGAAGACCACUUGGCGGAUAAGCCCAAACCGAGGUUAAACUUGAGGCUGGACUUCACUUGUCGGUGCAACAUGCUUCGUCCAGCAGGCGGACUCUGACUUUGUGAUGACUCAGUGAAUUGGUGCGGACGCCUCACUCCACAAGGCCUGUGCUCCAUAUCGACGCUUCACUUUGUGUUGGUUAGUUGCAAGCAAACGAGUUCUGAAUCAAGGGGAUCUGUUAACAUCAGGGGAAAUCACAUUAUUCAUGCAUUUAUUUACUUUCAGGUUGUUUUGUGUGUGAAAUGAAAUAAGUAGCUGCUUGGCUGUCACUUUGUACUUGUAGAUAGGGGGAAGCAAAGUGUGUGUUUUGUUAAUUUACAGGAUGAGUGAGUGUAACUUAUGCGUUAGUGGAAUAGCAACGAAAGUGAAUGGUCGAUUAAAAUGUCCUUUACGUUUGUCGAUGCACACUGGAAUCCUGAUUAAUGCUGCAGCGAUACACGCCUGGCAGCAAAGAAUAAAACUGAAACAUGGAAUCUCAA
Pseudoliparis swirei is the source of this 2226-nucleotide messenger RNA. RefSeq names its product endoplasmic reticulum lectin 1 (gene erlec1). The coding region runs from base 152 to 1621 and encodes 489 amino acids. NCBI's taxonomy places the organism in Eukaryota, Metazoa, Chordata, Actinopteri, Perciformes, Liparidae. Gene Ontology annotation, biological process: retrograde protein transport, ER to cytosol; endoplasmic reticulum unfolded protein response. Gene Ontology annotation, cellular component: endoplasmic reticulum lumen. The transcript is spliced from 14 exons. The record is from RefSeq and is a predicted model, not a curated record.